Rhizophagus irregularis DAOM 181602=DAOM 197198 is the source of this 713-nucleotide messenger RNA. The record is from RefSeq and is a predicted model, not a curated record. NCBI's taxonomy places the organism in Eukaryota, Fungi, Glomeromycota, Glomeromycetes, Glomerales, Glomeraceae.
AAAAAAAAAAAAAAAAAAUUUCAAAAAAAAAAAAUUCUUUUCCCCUUUUCUUUUUGAUUCUAAUUAAAACCUUUUUACUUUUUUUUUUCUUUGAACAAAUGUCAGAAUCAAAAGAUGAAGAAGAUAAUAAUAAUAAAUCUAACAAAUUAGAUACAAAAGAUAAUGAAGAUUUUAAGAAUUCACCGGUAUCUGCAUCAACGGUAACGCCACCACCAACGGUGUUAAAAAAAUCAUCAUCAACACCGUCUUCUGAUAAUUUCACAACAAGAGGUCAAAUUUCUCCUACGCCAACACCAUAUUACACAGGCGAGUAUUAUACAGGUAAUAAUGAUUAUAAAAUGACGCCUCAUAUGAGAAUAGAUGACGAUCGAAGAAUUCCUAUUGUGGAUAUUAGUGAUGAUGAAAAAGAUGACCGUGAAGUAAAAAUGAAGAAUGGAAAAAGAUUUGGUCCUUUAAUAAUAUGGGAAAUAAAUGCUUGGUGUAAUUUUGUUAUGUUAUUUGGAUGUGGGACUUUAUUAUUCUUUUAUUUUAAGAGUUCAAUACAAAGUGAUUAUGUACAAUUUGCAAAAAUAGUCAUAAUAAUAUUUCUUAUAAUAGAAUUAAUGUUAAGAAGGAAUCUUAUUUGAUAUUUAGUAACAAAUGGAUAGAAUUAUCACAAAUAAUUAGAUUAGCAGAUAUAGCGGAUAAUACAUGUUUUAUAAUUCCAACAUUAU